Molecule: messenger RNA, 2241 nt
Organism: Saxophila tyrrhenica
Lineage: Eukaryota; Fungi; Ascomycota; Dothideomycetes; Mycosphaerellales; Extremaceae
Gene: DRS1
Product: nucleolar DEAD-box protein required for synthesis of 60S ribosomal subunit
Exons: 1
Coding region: 1-2241 (746 amino acids)
Molecular function (GO): RNA helicase activity; nucleic acid binding; ATP binding
Source: RefSeq, a predicted model, not a curated record
AUGGCGCCGUUCAUGGACGACGAUGACUUCGUCGGCACACUGUCAGACAACGAUGUCGUGUCGGAUGAAGAGCUGGCCACCCCAAAGGAGCAGGGCACGAAAAGGAAACGAGAGACUCCAAAGCAGCGUCCUGUGAAGAAGCAGAAGCAGAAGCAGGACAAUGGGGGUGAUGCGGAGGAGGAAGACAUGGACUCCGAAUUCGAGUUUGGGAUGGAAGAUGGCACCGCAGUCCUGGACGACUACGAGACUUUACUGGGCGGAUCCGGUCAGGGCAACAAGAAAGCCAUCGAUGUCGACGAUAUAGUUGCAAGGCGGAAGCAGACACAGGACGCGGAGGCGGAGCAUGCUAGCAGUGAUAGCGGUUCGAGCGACGAGGAGGAUGAUGAAGACAUAGACGGGGCCAGCGAGACAUCUUUUGACGGGUUUGGCGCUGGCGCAAAUAUAGGAGAGGAGGAUGACGAGGACGGCGCAAACAGUGAAGGGUCCCAAUCGCAGUCUGAUCCAGAUGAUGGGUCAGAGCCUGUAGACGAUGUUGAGGAAGUGGCUCAGACGCCUCAUCCACACGACGAUGGCUCAGAUUCGGAGGCAGAAAAAGCGGAAGACCCUCUGGAGGUGGAAAAACGAAAUGCGUUCUUUGCAUCAGAGCCUCAAGCGGCGGCAAAUGGGUCUGCCCAACAGUCUUUCUUAUCGCUGUCCCUCUCCCGGCCAGUGCUCAAAGGCUUGAGCUCUCUUGGAUUCACCGCACCAACACCUAUCCAAUCUAAGACGAUACCCGUAGCCUUGGAAGGCAAGGACGUGGUCGGAGGUGCCGUGACUGGCUCUGGCAAGACAGCGGCCUUCAUCAUUCCUAUCCUCGAACGCUUGAUGUACCGAUCAAGACGCACAGCGACCACGCGCGUGGCUAUCUUGGCUCCGACGAGGGAGUUGGCGCUACAAUGCUUCAACGUCGCGAAGAAGCUGGCCAGCUUUACGGAUAUCACGUUUGGUCAGGCAAUUGGAGGCUUGAACUUGCGUGAACAAGAGAAGGCGCUCAAGCUACGGCCAGACGUCGUCAUUGCAACACCGGGACGUUUCAUUGAUCUGGAACGGAACUCGCCGUCUUUUGCUGUCAACACGAUCGAAAUUUUGGUUUUGGAUGAAGCCGACCGGAUGCUGGAAGAAGGUUUUGCGGACGAAGUCAACGAGAUCCUUUCAAAGAUACCCAAGAGCCGGCAGACCAUGCUCUUCUCCGCGACCAUGACUUCAAAAGUGGACGACCUGAUCCGAGCUGGUCUGCAGCGACCUGUUAGACUUAUGGUCGAUGCGCAAAAGUCAACUGUGCAAGGACUAGUACAAGAGUUCGUCCGUCUACGUCCGACACGCGAGAGCAAGCGACUAGGCUACCUCAUGCAACUGGUCACAGCUGUCCACACUGAUCGAGUGAUUGUCUUCUUCCGGCAGAAGAAGGAGGCUCAUCGAGUGAGGAUAAUGUUUGCCCUUCAUGGCCUGAAAGCCGCAGAGCUGCACGGCAACAUGACGCAGGAACAGCGCAUUCAAGCCAUUGAGUCGUUUAGGUCCGGCCGCGCGAGCUUCUUGCUUGCGACAGAUGUGGCGAGCAGAGGUCUGGAUAUCAAGGGUAUCGAAACAGUCAUCAAUUACGAAGCACCACAGAGCCAUGAGAUCUACCUCCACCGUGUCGGUCGCACAGCGCGCGCAGGUCGCUCAGGUUCGGCAUGCACAUUGGCAGCUGAAGCGGAUAGAAAAGUCGUCAAGGCUGCUGUGAAAGGUGGGAAAGUCCAAGGAGCAAUCAUCAAGCAGCGAACCAUCGAACCAAAAGACGCCGAUGCUUGGCAAGCCAAAUGUGAUGUUCUGGAAGACGAGGUCGAAGCGGUCCUGCGCGAAGAGAAGGAAGAGCGCGCUCUCGCCAACACAGAGCGUGACAUCCAGCGAGCGGACAACAUCGUCACGCACCAAGACGAAAUCAUGGCACGGCCGAAGAAAACGUGGUUCGAGAGCGAAGCUGACAAGAAGACUGCGAAGGACAAAGGGCGUGUUGCUCUGAACGGUCCGGUUGCGGCAGUGGAGGGAGGCAAGAAGAAGAAGGUGAAGCUCAGCAACAAGCAGAAGAAGCGGUUGCAGGACAAGGAUGACAGGAACGCGGGUAUGGAGUGGAAGAAGGGCAAGAGUCAGGAUGAGCGGACGGGUGGUGCUGGUAAGAAGGCACGAAAACCUGGUAAAGCUAAGGUGAAGACUAAAAGGUGA